GCUCCCCGUACCUGCCUCUGACUCUGCUUAAUUGAAACCCAGACACAAUGGCAACACCGAAGAUUAUUUUGCCCGAGAAGGGCAAACAGAAUAUUCUGAUCACCAGCGCAUUACCAUACGUCAAUAAUGUUCCCCACCUUGGAAAUGUCGUCGGCAGCGUGCUCAGUGCAGACGUUUUUUCGAGGUUCAGCAAGCUACGAGACAGACCAACCCUCUUCGUCUGCGGAACAGACGAGUACGGAACGGCUACAGAAACGAAGGCACUCGAGACGGGGCAAACGCCAAAAGAGCUCUGCGACGAAUUUCACCUGAAGCAUAAGGAAGUUUACGACUGGUUCGAGAUCGCAUUCGAUUAUUUCGGCCGAACCACGACAGAGCAGCAGACGGUCAUUGCGCAAGAUAUCUUCACGAAGCUGUAUAAGAAUGGGUAUUUGGAAGAGCGCACGACUACACAACCAUACUGCGAAAAACACGAAUCCUUCCUGGCGGACCGCUUCGUCGAAGGCACGUGUCCAAAAUGCCAAUACGACGAUGCGCGAGGAGACCAAUGUGACAAGUGUGGAAGUCUUCUGGACCCAUUUGAACUGAUCAACCCUCACUGCAAGAUAGAUGGUGCAACACCAGUUCCGCGAGAGACGACCCACAUCUUCCUGCUGCUCAACAAGGCACAACCUGCAAUUGAGGAGUGGUUUUCAAAAUCAAGUGUUCAAGGAGCGUGGCCACAAAAUGGUGUCAGCAUUACACGGUCGUGGUUGGAAAAGGGACUGGAAGGCCGAAGUAUUACAAGAGAUUUGAAAUGGGGCACGCCGAUUCCACUGCCAGGGUACGAGAAGAAAGUGUUGUACGUUUGGUUCGACGCCUGCAUUGGUUAUCCCUCGAUCACUGCCAAUUACACAAAGGAUUGGGAGCUAUGGUGGCGCGACCCGGAGAACGUCAAGCUUUAUCAAUUCAUGGGCAAGGACAAUGUACCGUUCCAUACGGUCAUUUUCCCGGGUUCGCAGAUGGGAACCGGGGAUAAAUGGACUAUGCUCAACCACCUUUCAACCACGGAAUACCUGAACUAUGAGACCGGGAAGUUUUCAAAGUCAAGAGGUGUCGGCGUCUUUGGGGAUGGUGCCAAGGAGACUGGUAUUCCUCCGUCGGUGUGGAGAUAUUACUUGCUCGCAAAUCGACCAGAAACAGGAGACACCCAAUUCGAAUGGAAGAGCUUCAUAUCAGCGAACAACAGCGAGCUGUUGGCCAACCUUGGCAAUUUUGUCAACCGUCUCGUCAAGUUCGUCAAUGCUAAACUCGGUGGGACUGUUCCUGAGUUCUCUGACGAUUAUACCGACGACACAUUUGAUUUCCCAGCCUGGAUCGCUGAAGUUAACAAGCUGCUCGGCGAGUAUGUGGCUGACUUGGAAGCUGUGCACUUGCGAUCUGGAUUGAAAAAGCUCAUGGAGAUUUCAUCAGCAGGAAAUCUUCUGCUUCAAUACCGCCUUGACAAUGCCAAUCUUGCCAGCAAUCCGACAAGAACGCAGACUAUCGCUGGACUUGCCCUCAACCUAGCAUACCUUCUUGCCUCUAUUGCGUCCCCAUUCAUGCCAUCAACUGCUGAAUCAAUUGUUCAGCAACUAAAUGCUCCUCUUGCCCAUAUCUCAGACAAGUGGAAUCCGUCUGCAUUGAAGAGUGGCCACAAAAUUGGAAAGGCGGCAUACCUCUUCACUCGCAUCCCAGAAGAGAAAGAAGAAGAAUGGCGCAACAAGUAUGGCGGUACUCAAGCUCAGCGACAAGAAGAGGAAGCUGCCAAAGCCAAGAAAGCUGCGGACAAAGCGAGAGACAGAGAGCGCAAGAAAGCUAAGUUACUGAUACCAUUCCAGAAGGAGGCUGCUAAGGCUGGCGGGUCAAGCACCGAUACAAAACCUGCUAGCAAGAAGGACGAGGAAGUGGAAAUCCCGUUGAGGGGUAAAGUAGCUGAAGAGCAGGCGCCUCCGCCUGCGGCUGCUCCAUAAAGGGGGAUAUUAUAAAAUAUGUGCAUAAGUGGCGUUAAUGAUUUGGACGGAAGGGUAGCAAGGGUUACCUCGGAUGCUGGUUGGAGCUGGAGCUGGAGCGUGCUUUUCGUUUGUUGGCGGUAGAAAAAGAUAGCCUUU
Messenger RNA from Hyaloscypha bicolor E, 2129 nucleotides. Its product is annotated as methionyl-tRNA synthetase. Gene Ontology annotation, molecular function: ATP binding; methionine-tRNA ligase activity. The record is from RefSeq and is a predicted model, not a curated record. Lineage: Eukaryota; Fungi; Ascomycota; Leotiomycetes; Helotiales; Hyaloscyphaceae. The transcript is spliced from 2 exons. Bases 48 to 1991 code for a protein of 647 amino acids. Gene Ontology annotation, biological process: methionyl-tRNA aminoacylation. Gene Ontology annotation, cellular component: aminoacyl-tRNA synthetase multienzyme complex; cytosol.